Ilex paraguariensis (yerba mate) is the source of this 3862-nucleotide messenger RNA. The record is from the annotation of a GenBank genome assembly. Lineage: Eukaryota; Viridiplantae; Streptophyta; Magnoliopsida; Aquifoliales; Aquifoliaceae.
AACGACACCCCAUCCGUGAGUCUUCUCUGUCUAUAUCUUUCUCUCUCUCUGUUUUCUUUGAACAAACUUCUCUCUUUCUCUCUCUCUCUCUAGAUGUAUAUCUGUGUGCUUAUAAGUAUCGUGUAAGUCUAUGUAUAAUUUGCAUUGCAAGAUAUCAAAAUUUUCUUGUCUUCAACGGCAUUGUUUUGCUUCUUGAUUGAUUGUUAUUUUUAUAUAAUUAUAUUGGGCUUGACAUGGACAUUUCAUUGUACUUGAAUAACGUAAGUCCAGUUUUUUAUUUUUUUCUCAUUUGAAGUUGAAUUUGGAGCAAAAGCUUUGAUUCUGAUCUGGGUUUAUUUUCUCCUAGCUUUGUUUUACUCUCUUUGUCCCUUUGUCUACUAUGUCUCUUUUGUUCACUCACUACGAAAAUUACCAGUGUGACUAUAUAUUUUUCACUGUGAUUUACUGAUUUUAAUCCGGGUUAAUUUGGUGUUUCUGGGUUUUUCACUCUCUGUCUAUCUACUUCCUGUCUUUAUUGUUCACUCACUAUCAAAAUAUCUCUCUGUUAGGAUGACUUCGGCUUCACAAGAAACCAUCCUUGCCUUUCACGAGAAACUUUGGUUUUGAGCCUCAAUUGUCUCUUUCAUGGUUAGAUCAUAUAUCCUAUAAGGGUCUUGACACUCUUCUACUUCAAAAUAUCUAGCUUUAUCUUACAUACUAGUUGAUUGAAUUUGUUUGCAAAAUAUGUCCUUCACUGAAUUUUGAUCUUGUUGAAUUCACUCGAAUUUUGGGCUUUUCUUGCUCGGGGAAUUCGAUAGAAAUGAAGUAUUAUACGUUCUUCAGUUGGGUACUACUAAUUGUUCUGUCUCAGUUAUGUGGGUGUGCUUUGAGUAAAGAGUGUACUAACAUUCCAACACAAUUAUCAUCACAUACUCUUCGAUAUGAAUUGUUGUCAUCAAACAAUGAAACUUGGAAAGAAGAGAUGUUUGGCCAUUACCAUUUGAUACCCACAGAUGACUCUGCGUGGGCUAAUUUGCUUCCAAGGAAGAUUUUGAAGGAAGACGAUGAAUUUAGUUGGAUGAUGAUGUAUAAGAAACUGAAGAACUCAGGUGGGGUUGAAGGGCCUGGGGGUUUUCUUAAUGAAGUGUCACUGCAUGAUGUGAGAUUAGACCCAGAUUCAAUUCAUGGACAGGCUCAGCAAACAAAUUUGGAAUAUUUGUUGCUGUUGGAUGUUGAUAGCUUGGUUUGGAGCUUUAGGAAAACUGCUGAUUUGCCAACUCCAGGCAACCCAUAUGGGGGCUGGGAGGCCCCGAAUUGCGAGCUUCGUGGUCAUUUUGUAGGGCAUUACAUGAGUGCAUCAGCACAAAUGUGGGCUAGCACUCACAAUGAUACUCUCAAAGAGAAAAUGUCUGCAGUGGUUUCUGCUCUCUCUGCUUGUCAGGAUCAAAUGGGUACAGGGUAUCUUUCUGCUUUCCCAUCUGAGCUAUUUGAUCGUUUUGAAGCUAUAAAACCCGUAUGGGCACCGUAUUACACAGUUCAUAAGGUAUUGGCAGGUCUUUUGGAUCAGCAUAUAUUUGCCAGUAAUGCUCAAGCUCUAAAAAUGGUGAUAUGGAUGGUUGACUACUUCUACAACCGUGUACAAAAUGUCAUAUCAAAGUAUACAAUCGAACGACACUGGUUAUCAUUAAAUGAAGAAACUGGUGGCAUGAAUGAUGUUCUCUAUAGGUUGUACAGCAUAACGGGAAAUCUGAAACAUUUAUUUUUGGCUCACCUUUUUGACAAACCCUGCUUUCUAGGUUUGCUUGCAAUAAAGGCGGAUGAUAUAUCUGGUUUUCAUGCCAACACACAUAUUCCCGUUGUUGUCGGAUCUCAAAGGCGGUAUGAAGUUACUGGUGAUCCAAUUUAUAAGGAAAUAGGGACGUUCUUCAUGGAUAUUGUCAACUCUUCUCACAUCUACGCAACAGGAGGGACAUCAGUUAGUGAGUUCUGGUCAGACCCAAAGCGAUUAGCAACCACUCUGCAAACGGAGAAUGAAGAAUCCUGUACAACCUACAAUAUGCUAAAGGUCUCUCGCCACCUGUUUAGAUGGACAAAAGAAAUGGCAUAUGCGGAUUAUUAUGAACGAGCUCUAACAAAUGGUGUCUUGGGCAUUCAAAGGGGAAGGGAACCCGGAGUGAUGAUCUACAUGCAUCCACAUGGCCCUGGACGCUCCAAGGCUGUAAGCUACCAUGGAUGGGGAACAAAGUUCAAUUCUUUUUGGUGCUGCUAUGGGACAGGAAUUGAAUCAUUCUCAAAGUUGGGAGAUUCUAUAUACUUUGAAGAGGAGGGAAAUGUUCCAGGUCUUUAUAUCAUCCAGUACAUAACAAGCUCUCUUGAGUGGGAAUCUGGACAGAUUUCACUAAGUCAGAAAGUAGAGCCUGUCCUUUCAUGGAAUAAUCGCCUUCACGUGACUCUGGCAGUUUCCUCAAAAGAGCAAGGGGCAGUCAAAUCUUCUACCUUGAACUUGAGAAUACCACUUUGGACAUACACAAAUGGUGCAACAAAGGCCUCAUUAAACGGUGAAGAUUUGUCUUUACCACCUCCAGGUAAUUUCCUAUCGAUAACUAGAGAUUGGAGCCCUGGUGACAAAAUCACUCUUGUGCUGCCCAUAAGUCUUAGAACAGAGGCCAUUAAAGAUGAACGGCCAGAGUUUUCUUCUCUUCAGGCAAUUCUUUAUGGUCCCUACCUUCUUGCUGGACUGAGUAAUGGAGAUUGGGACAUUAAAACAGAAUCAGCUACUCAUGUCUCAGACUGGAUUACUCCAAUUCCAGCUAACUACAAUUCCCAUCUGAUUACUCUUUCCCAGGAAUCUGCGAACUCGGAAUUUUCCCUCACAAACUCUAACGGAUUGAUAAGAAUGGAAAAGUUUCCUGAACCCGGCACCAAUACUUCUGUCCAUGCCACUUUUAGACUCAUCUUAAAAGAAUUGAGUUCCUCACAAUUUUCAGCACCAAAAGAUGCUAUUGGAAAAUCUGUCAUGCUAGAACCAUUUGAUCUUCCGGGCAUGUUUGUCGUGCACAAAGGAACUUAUGAAAACCUUGAAGUUGCAGAUUCCUCUGGUGACGGUAGUUCUGUUUUCCUUUUGGUUGCUGGAUUGGAUGGGCAGGAUGAAACUGUUUCCCUAGAGUCUGAAAGCAAGAAGGGUUGUUUUGUGUAUAGCGGUGUGGACUAUAAAUCGAGUACAAACAUCAAGCUCAGAUGCAAAUCCGGGUCAUCUGAUACGGAAUUUAAACAGGGAACAAGCUUUACAUUGAAGGAUGGAAUUAGUCAGUAUCAUCCUAUUAGCUUUGUGGCAAAAGGAGCGCGGAGAAACUUUCUUCUGGCUCCAUUACUUAGCUUGAGAGAUGAAUCUUACACAAUUUAUUUCAACAUCACAUCCUAAAUUGUUCGGGUGGAAGGUAAAGAGGCUAGAGUGGAACGAUUGACAAAAGGAAAACAGUAAUAAAUUUACUUUUCUUCUGUUUCCUGGGUUGAUUUUAUGCCAUGAAUGAAGUUUUAUUUCAGUCCUACGAGAGUAUAAGAUUUGAAGAAAGGAAAUAUUGAUCCUGAGUGUAUUAAGUUUUUCCACAUAAGAUACGUAAACAUGAUUAAUCAUUCGUUGCAUUCUCAGAUAUCAUGAUGUUAAUCAAUGAACACUUUUAAGGAGUGUCACGUUUAAUAAUAAGUCUAAAUCAUCCUAUACAUGUAAGAUGAUAACUAUCCGUGUAAAGAAUGUGGAUUUGACGGUGACAGUAUGUAACGAUAACGAUGUUCUUUUGUUUAGAUUCUUUCUUGUGACGUAUCGUUAUUUAUGAUUUCAUAACUUAAGGUGUAAACAUGGAGAAGAGUAAUUUCCUUUCACGAG